This is a messenger RNA of Pocillopora damicornis (cauliflower coral), 1000 nucleotides long. RefSeq lists its product as uncharacterized. Lineage: Eukaryota; Metazoa; Cnidaria; Anthozoa; Scleractinia; Pocilloporidae. The record is from RefSeq and is a predicted model, not a curated record.
UCAAAUAAAACUCUACCUACCGGACCCCGCUUGGAUUCGGUCGCUUUGCUCUUUCAUGCAUAAUAUUGCGUAACCUUUGGCUCAUCUCGUGGUUUUGUGUUCUUUUGUUGUUGUAGGAUAAUACUUAUUGGUUGAAACAGCGAACGAAGUAUCCCUCGGGAUGCAUUUUAUGGCCCUUACUAGAACCAAAUAUUAGAUCUAGCGUGUGGAUCUUGAAUAUUGUCUCGGGUUGAACAGCGUAAAGCUACGAGUUAACCUUUGAUCAUGAGUAGUACUACGACAAGUGAAACUACAAAACUGCACAAAGAACUCGAGACCGAGAAAGCCAACGAAGAACUGGAGUCAAUCAUGGUUGUUUAUAAUGGCAAACAACACACAGUGAAGUUUCCAAUCAACGCCAACGCAAAAGUUAUCAGUCAAAGUAUCAAGAAAGUAACAGGAGUGAAAGGGUCGUUUUACGUGCAUUUUGGCGAAAAGACAAACAACUAUUUACACUCUUCAAGCGUGACUAGUGGAAAUCUCGCUAAACUUGCAGGGCAGCCUCUCGAGCUUAGAGGUGGAAACGCAUUUAACAAAGGAGGUGAUUCUAUAUGGUACUAUAACAGUCAAGCCCUCAAACCUGAAGUUACGAAAAAGUGCAGGGAGAUGGAAAUUGUACCAUUUGAUAACCCUCCUUAACUACUGUCAUCAAAAGACUGUGGAGUAAAUGAUCAAUAGGUUAUAAGGCAUGCGGAUAUUGGCCUUCUCUCGUCUGAUUCAUUUACAACAAAUACCAUAGUGUGAAGACGUGUGCUUUUGGAAGCAUUCAAGUGUGGUUGUUCUCGUGAAGUUUGUUGAGUGAUGCAAAGACUGUCAGAGACAGCUAAGAAAAGUCAGCAGUUAAUGAAAAUAUCACCUGAAUACAGUUAAUUAUAACUGGAAAUAAACUGUCAUGAAAUAAAACAAAUUAACCCUUCAACUUCCAAGAUCUGAUUGUCAAUAAAUUCUCCCCUCUAACUGA